Messenger RNA from Purpureocillium takamizusanense, 1788 nucleotides. RefSeq names its product [Acyl-carrier-protein] S-malonyltransferase (gene MCT1). NCBI's taxonomy places the organism in Eukaryota, Fungi, Ascomycota, Sordariomycetes, Hypocreales, Ophiocordycipitaceae. The transcript has 2 exons. Gene Ontology annotation, biological process: fatty acid biosynthetic process. Gene Ontology annotation, molecular function: [acyl-carrier-protein] S-malonyltransferase activity. Gene Ontology annotation, cellular component: mitochondrion. The coding region runs from base 144 to 1424 and encodes 426 amino acids. The record is from RefSeq and is a predicted model, not a curated record.
ACCACCACCACCACCACCACGGCCUCACUGGGCACCACUCACUCCUCCUUCUCCUAAUCUCCUCGGCCCUUGUCCUCUCGUCAACAGCCAUGAGCCACGCACUGCACUGAACCCGCCAGCUGCAACCCAGCCGUGGCACGGCCAUGAAGCGCUUUGGUGCAUCUGCGCUGCGGCGCCAAGGCGCGGCGACGUCGACACGCGAAACACCCCGCGGCCGAGUCACUACCGCCGCCGUCGGCGAACAGCAGCGGUCGCAGCAGCAGCACCACCGCAGAUGCAUCUCCACCAAGUUGCGGCCGGCGCGGCCGCGGACGGCCAUCUUCUUCCCAGGCCAAGGCACGCAAAAGGUCGGCAUGCUCACGCCCUGGCUCGAGGCCUUCCCCUCCACCACGUCCCACAUCAUAGACGAGAUCGACCACCAUGUCGGGUACAAGCUGUCCGACGUGAUCCAGCACGGGCCGUCCAAGGCGCUGACGCAGACGACCAAUGCGCAGCCCGCCAUCAUGGCCACGUCCAUAUGCAUCCUGCGCAUCCUCGAGCGCGAGUUCGGCUUCCGCACCGCCGACCACUUCGACUACACGCUCGGCCACUCGCUCGGAGAGUUUGCCGCGCUCGUCGCGGGCGGCUACAUGCACUUCGAAGAUAGUCUGUACCUGGUGCAGCGGCGCGCCGAGGCCAUGUCCGAGGCGACUCGCCGCGCCGUGCAGGACUACGGCGGCGAGUACGGCAUGGUGGCCGUCAUCACCGAGCCUGAGUACCUGCCGGGGCUAAUUGACGCUAUCCGCGCCUUCGUCGGCCACUCGAGCGAGGGCGGCAAGGCCGAGAGCAGCGAGGACGUGCCCCCGAUCGAGCAGGUCCUCAUCGCCAACAUCAACAGCAAGAACCAGAUCGUCCUGAGCGGCAACCUGGAGCGCAUCAAGACGCUCAUCGCCCACGUGCGCCAGUUCCUCGGCCACGACCCCCGGGCCGUGCGCCUUCAUAGCGACAGUCCCUUUCACAGCCCCAUCAUGAAGCCCGCCGUGGCCGUCAUGCGCACGUUGCUGGAUGGCACAAGCCGCGUCGCCGGCCGCGAGGGCGAGGACAUGGUGACCUUCCCCGCCGCCAUCCCCUGCGUCAGCAACGUCACGGCCCGGCCCUUCCAGAGCAAGGAGCAGCUCAAGGACCUGCUGGCCCGCGGCUGCCUCGAGACGGUGCGCUGGUGGGACAGCAUCCGCUACCUGGACCAGCGCGCCAAGGUGCGCCGCUGGGUUGGCAUCGGCCCCGGAAAGGUCGGCCGCAACCUUGUGGGGAAAGAGGUGGGCGUCAGGGGGAGGGACCUGGUCAAGGGCGGCGGUGUCUGGGCCAUCACGGACCCCUCCGAGGUCGAGGAGGUGCUGCGGGGCCUCGAGGAGACGGCCGGUAUCGUCGACGAGGAGGAGUACUAGAUGCCGUGCUCUCUGUAAUAGGGCUGAUGCGCGGGAGCGGUCGGCCAGGCGCCCAGGUAUGGAUCGACGUGAGCACGCUCUACGGGUCUUUAGCUUCGUGGAUCUGCCCCCCCCCGGGAUGUAUAACCUCUUUGUUUGAGAAGUCGACCACGCACAUAUUACAUAUUAUAGCAGCGGGCGCUGCAUUUUGCUCGGUCAGGCCAUCUAGAUGCGGUGGAGGGAGUGCAACGACUACGGGCUGCUUGGCCUCACUUGGACACUUACACGGAUUGCCAGCUACGCACUUCCAGUGUUGCUGGGCGCAUGGCGAUGACUUGCGGUCCAAGUUGGAAUGAAAACCGCUUAUAUCAACUGAAUUGCCGGG